AGACAUGAACUAAGGCUCUUUUUACUGCGGGGCCGCUUUUUCAGUCUGGAUGCAUAAAGCUCCUUUAAUAAUAACUUUGAUCAGAAUCAGAUAAAUAAAACGAAAGGCGCUGUGGCAUGUUGCGUUGAUCAUUUGACAUGAGAAUGAUAGUAAAAAACGCAGACAGCUACAAAGGGUUUAACAUCAGCGAACACUGAGCCGUGGAGGACGUAUUAAAAUAUAAUAUCAUAGUCAAUAUUACCACAAUGACUACUCACUGUUUAGUUUAGUGUUUAGACGCGGUAAAGUAAGAGUGAAAAUUGUCAACAAGAAAUCAGUGUCUUAUUGAAUUUGUGGAAGAAUAGUCGUCAAACGAGUGUAUGGAUAAUUUAUGAAUUUCAUUAGAAUGAAAAUGGUUUAUUGAAAGAAAUCUGAAUAUACAAAAACUGAUGUGAAAGGAUCGCGUUUAAGGUUCUUAAAGGAAAGCAUGCGUAAAGGAAAACAGACAAUGUGACUAAUAAAACGAAGCCUGGAUCAUUAUUCAAAACGCAGUUGUGAGGAUUACGCAUCAGUGAAUUUUAUCGUUAGUUGUUAAGGAAAAAAUAUUCCGUUAGUCACUUGUUAAGUCUUAUUCACAGAGCGCUGUCAGUUGUCAGGAUUUACAACUGUCAGCGGUUACAUUAUACCAUUUUUGUGUUCGGAUUUUUUUAUCGUUGUUUUUAUUCUACAUAUUCCUCCGUCUUUCAUUAACUCCCUGUAAUGGCAAUGGUAAACCCUGCGGUUUUGAACUUAGCGGCCGCGGCAAAUGCCAAGGACUCGCGUUGGCUCACUCUGGAAGUGUGUCGGGAAUUCCAGAGGAACAAAUGUACGCGAACUGACCAGGAGUGCAAGUUUGCACACCCCCCACCCCAUGUGGAAGUACAAAGUGGCCGCGUUACAGCGUGCUUUGACUCUAUAAAGGGUAAAUGUCAGCGAAAGGAGCCCCCGUGUAAAUAUCUGCACCCUCCACAGCAUCUGAGAGAGCAGCUGCUACAGAAUGGGCGUAACAACCUGAUCUUGAAGAACCUCCAACUUCAAGCUGCCCAACAGGCUGCCCUCAAUCAGGGCCUCAUGUCGGCGGGGCUGAUACCUGUGAACCGCCCGACUGCCGAUCUAUCUUCCCCAGCUCUGCGACAGAAUAACAAUGUUGCGCUAAGUAGCUCGGCCGUGCCUGCUUACCCGAGACAACGUGCAGAGAUGUUUGAGGCUGCUGCAAACAAGAAUACCAUGGCCCUACCACCAGGCCUACUGCAAGCGGGGAAUUACCCCCAAAUGUUGGCCCACCCAUACCUGGGAGGUGCUGCCCCGCCCACCUCUGCUGUUGCCUUCAGUCCGUACAUGAAUGCUGGGGGUAUUCAAACGGUUGCCAUGACGCAAGCACAGACGAAUGGAGAAACCCAGUCUGUCCUUGCCCAACAGCAACCUGGUGUCAUUCCAACUGCCUUUUCCAACAUGGCUGCCACUGGCAAGAUGGGUCGGCCAGAUAGACUAGAGGUAUGUCGAGAGUUUCAAAGAGGUUCAUGCACACGGCAACCGAGUGAAUGCCGGUUCGCCCACCCACCUGACAAUGUCACAGUAGACACUAACGAAAACUGUGUGACUGUCUGUAUGGAUUACAUAAAGGGCAAAUGUACACGGGAUUCGUGUCGCUAUUUUCACCCGCCACCCCACCUGCAGGCACAAAUCAAGGCCUGCCAGCAAAGAGCUAACGCCGCUGCCGCAGCGCAGGCUCAUGCCUUGUCGGAUUAUACAGCACAGAUGCAACAGUUAGAUUACUCCAGACUUCAGAUGCAUUCACAGGUGCCGGGCAUGCAGAUAAAGCGUGUAGCUAUGGCAGACACAAAGGGUCUGCCGAUGUAUCAGCCGAUCUCGAACGUCUCGUACCAGCAGGCGAUUGCUGCGAUGCAGUUACAGCAGCCGCAGUAUAUCCCAGUGUCGUUUGCUGGACACCCUCCCAGUGUGCAAAGAUUUUAAGCUGGGUCUGUGUCAGAGGCCCUCCUGCAAGUAUGUUCACGUUGUAGAAGAUUAUGUAGAAGUAAACGAUGGUCGUGUGAUUGUCUGUAGGGAUGCAGUUCGUGGGAAGUGUUCCCGGCCAACCUGCAAAUAUUACCAUAUUCCAGUACCCCUCCCACCUUCCGAAUAGAGGGGGUGUGCUCCAUUCACCCAAACAAAUUGAAAUAUUUAACCGAUUAUCUAGUUUUCCAUUUGUAACCAAAAUAAUAUCAGAUAUUUUAUCGUUAUAUAGGCACUUUAUUUGCCUGUAACAGACUGUAUUUUAGACGCCAAAGUGAUUUUUUCCAUUACAUUAAAGAAAACGAGAAAUACUUUUUAUACAGUCCAUAAAAAGUGAUUUGAUCCUUUUUCAAUAAGUGAUUGAUUGUUAUAAUUGAGCACUAGUUCUAGUCAGAUACUGUGUUUUUACUUAAAAGUACAUCGGAGAUUUUGUUAUUAAAUGGCACCAGACAAAUAUGACAUUGACUAGUUGGCCGUGGGAGGAGAAUCGUUCUAGAUUGCGGGGAGCGGAGGGAAUUAUUCUGCAAAUUACCAUGGAGACAAAACUUAUGUUUGUGAUAAUGUACAUUACACUGACACAUUUUAUAAAUGCUCUGCGGUUAAACUGCACGGGCUACAAGCCAUAUCUGUGCAUGGUAAAACAUUUACAAUGUUUAUGUAUUUAAUACAUGUAAAUGCGCUGUCUAUUUUUUACUGUGUACUGAAUUUUUUAUGAAAACCAAAAUGUGAUAUUACACUGAUGUGUGGAGUCUUCUCACUAUCAGAUUGUAUAUUUUUAUAGCUGGCUUAGAGUAAUCAAAUGAAACUGUGCUUGCUUUAUUUACUUCUUUUCCUUUAUUUCAAUUUUGUAAUAGACACUACUAAAAAUAAUAUUAAACUGAAAUGUUUAGAUCAAAUUUUACAAAAAACAAGCCAUUUAAACUCAAUAUUCAGUCCUUAUUUUUCAGAAACUUAGGACGAAAAUUAACCGUGGUUUGCGAAAGAAAAUUUUCCUCAAGAUAAAUAUUAUAUUAGUACAAUCCAGAGGUUAUUUGAAAAAAAAUCCUUCCUAAGCAAUUAUUGUUUUUUAUGCUUUUAAUUUUGUAGCUCUUAUACUUACUUAUUCAUUAGCCAGCAGGAUAUCACAUACCCGCUAAACUAACUUAAAGUGGCUUUAACAGCUUAAGUAAUGUUUUUUUGUAAUAAAUUCAAUAGUAUGUAUCUUAUGGUGAUUGCAGAAGCAUUCCAAAUGCAAAACUGCUAUCCUUUGCAGAGCUCUGAUUGGCUAAUGCUAUUUUUGAAUUUUUUAUUGACAUUUGAUUGGUUGAAACUGAAAGUGCUAAAGUUUCAAUUGGAUGGCUAUAUACUAUGAGCAUUUGAUGCUCAUAAUGCAUUUUCCUGUUAUAAUCAAUUUGGAAAUGAAAUUUUCAAAAUAUAGCAUUUGUCCGUAACGCUUUCAAUGAUGGUAUUGCGCAUUACUUCUUCAUUAUUCUUGCUAUGACCAGCCCAUAUGUUAUAAGACUUUAUAUGAUAAAGUUUGACAUUGUCAUAUUUUAAAAUGGUCUGAAAGAUUAACAGUUUUUAAAGUUCAAUAUUUGAGCAUUUAAUUUGUUGCCUGUUACUUUGUUGUAUGACUUGUUUUUAUUAAGCUGGUGCAAUGUUUUUUGACGGUGCACAAAAAUAUCUAACAGGUCACCUGUUACUGAGUGAGUAACGACUAACGACUAACAAUAUGUGCCAUAGUCAUAAAGUGUCCCAAAUUUCUUAAUUGGACUGUGCUAUUUUUAGUUUGUUUUUCUCAUCAUUAUGUUGUACAGUAUGUUUUUAGGAAUCUUUGUAGUUGUUGAUGUCAUUAUGUUACACAUAAUGUUAGCAUUUAUCGAUUUUUUUACUGAAAAGUUACAUGCAGAAAAAAAUAAACAGUAGUAAAAGUUAGGUUUCUUUUAAGGUUAAUUACGGUUUUGUGAAAUUAAUUUAAUAUGUUAAAAAUUGGUUUUAAUUAAGAGAGUUGGGUUUUAUAUGUAAACUUCAUUAUAAAAGAUAACAUCACUUGUAUUCAUAUAUUAUGUUGUUUUUUUCCAAUGAAUACAUUGGUUUAGAAAAUGGAAUGGUAUAAUUGCAUUUAUAUUUGUUCCUUAUAAAUCAUUCAUUAUCCAUUGUAUAUUCUUCAGUUAGACGUCAUUAACAUCGGUUUUUUCAACAUUUAAUUUAGAAACUUAAGUGCCAUGUUAACUUUAUAUCUAGGAUACUAUUGUUAAUAAAUUUUAGUGGUUUUAUAUUAUGUACCUUACACUUAUUAAAAACCAUUUUACAUAUUGUAUAUUGAUAUAUACAACUGUUGUUGUUAAAUAUAUUGUUGUUUGAAACCUAAUUUAACCAUUCUCCAUUUCAAGCAAGUAAAGGCAAAGUAUGUUUGGAAAUCAAUUGACAAUACUGAAUCAGACCAAAUGCUACUUGUAAUAUUUCAAAUUCAGGAGUACUUAAAAUGAAUAAUUUAAAAUGGCUAGAGGAAAUGAUUUUUGGUUUAUAUGAACCUAAAAUUUAUGGUGAACCAGUGAUUACAACUUAGUUUUCUUUUACUUGUUUAUGAAAUGGAUUUUAUGAUAACAUAAGUCUCAAUGAUAGUUUUGGUUGAUGCCAGAUAUUGAUUUUGUGAUGAGGACAUGUUUUGUUACAAGUGAUUUCUAUUGGUGCAUGAGAUGAUCACAUGGCUUGAUGAGGCAGCCAAUGAGAAUCUCUGUUACAUUUUUGAAUAUUUAGUAUAUUAGAUGUAUUGAAUUCUUUUGCAAAAUAAUUCCAAGCACAGGAAAGUGUGACAUUUUAUCUAGAAAAAACAUGGGGAUUUGUUUGUUUUGUUUUUUUUAUAAAGAUUUUGAUUUUAUUCUGGUUAAAAAAAAAUUGUAGGAACUUAUAGGAAAAUAUUUUAGCAUAUGAGAUCAAUAUGGAGUUUUUGAAAGGCAACGCCAUGAAGGUUUAUUGGUAUUUGAAUUUAGAGGUUAUAAUCUUGUCCUGUUUGUAUUCAAUUGGCAGAAUAUAUGAAUAGACAAAACAUUGUGAUAUUAUGUACUAUGUGUUCCUGUCAUAUGUUGUUAUUGGUCUUUCCACACACAUGCUUUACUUUUAAAGUCUACAACAUUUUUUUAAAUAAUGGUUUUAACACACAGACAUUAUAAUCUUAAAAGUCAUAUUGUCUUAAGGAUUUCUCCAUGCAUUACAUUUUAUUUUUACAAUUUUUAAGUGGAUUUGAUGUAUAUUGAACCUUAAACCUUUAAUGAUAAUUUUUGAAAUAUUGUACAGAUAAAACAAGAUAUAAUCAAUUAACUAUUAAGAAAGGGACUUUAAUAUUUGGCCUUGAUAAUUUGCCCAACAGCUUAAGGCUAUAUGCUUUGUUGCACAGACUUUGAGGCUUUGAUAUUUUUUCGCUUCUUUGAUUUUAUUCUGCUGAAGAGUCACAUUCCAAUUUUUUCAACUGAAUAAAACAUCUCAUUUCUUUAGAUAAAUUCAUCAUACAUUUAGGAAAGUAUUUGAAAUUGUGUCUUUAUAAUCUGUGUGGUUACUAUGGUAACUUAAAAGUUUGGCUUGUGGAGUCAGGUUCACAAUGUUUUGUGUGGAAACCUGAGCCUUAGGCCCAAAAAAUUCCGGUGAUUUUAUGAUAUUUUGGGUACAUAGGCUAAUGAUGCGGUCUCAUAUUAUUUAAAUUAUUUUAAAGCUAUUUGCUCGGCCGUGCUUUCCUACUAAAUGUUAUAAUAAUUUGAUUGACUUAAUUGAAGGCUUUUAAAAAGGACAAUUUUUUGUGCACAUUUUCUGACAAAAUAAAAUCCAAUUAACAAGAGUGUGUAAUACAUAUUGAUUUAAUCUCUAGAAUAAUUAAACUGAACAUUUUCUAAUUGUGAAUAAAUUGUUUUCAUUGUAAAUUCAAUCAAGAAAAGUACAGAAAAGGAUUGUAAAUUUAGAAUUAUUUUCAAUCUGUGUUCGACUAUGGUUUUGUAUUAGUGUUAUAACAAACUGAAACCAAAAGUGUUGAGUGUAUUAAAUAGCCUGAAAAAAUGUCAUCAAUAGCUUAAAACAAAAGUAUAAAGUGUCAUCAAUAGACUAAAAUAAAACUAUUACUUGCCAUCAAUAGCCUAUGUAAACUAAAUGAAUGUAAGCAUUAUAACUUUGGUUGAUAUACGACUUAAAGCAUGUGUGAAUACUUGUUUACACGUGAUGUUCUACUGUUUUAUUGUCCCUGUGAACUAUUGUAGGUGAUUUUGCUGCUGAUAUCUUUAUGAAAUAGAAACUUGUUAAUGACCAUUUUAUUGGUAGAUAUUUUAGUUGAAUAAUUAUGAUCAUUAAUAACAUUGUUUUAAAAGAAAUGAUGUAAUAAGUAAAUGAUUCAAAAUUUAACAAUAGAACACUUCAAAGGUUUGAACAUUUGUUACAAGAAACUGUACAAAUGUGUUAAAUAGCAGCAAUUUGACCGUUUGAGUUUAAAACAUUGGUUUUUGCAAACAUUGCUCUACGAACUUGGGUUGUUAUGGUGAUAAAAACAAGUUUUAAAAACAAAACUUAUUUACAUAUUGUUUCAAAUUUUGUUUAAAGCAGUUUCAUUUGUCAGAUCAUUUUCAAUAUUUGAUCUACAGAUGUAUACAAAAGCUAUGAAAAUUGAAUCUGUCACUACAGGGUUGUUUCAAACUAUAAAUGAGGACAAUGUUUACAAACACCAGUGAGGUUCAAUGUAAAUAUUCCUUUAUGUUGUUGUUAUCUUCAAUGUUAAACAUAUGAAGAUGACACACAUAUAUUGUAUGUUAGUUGUUAUUUUAGUAAACAAGUAGAUAUAUUAUACUUGACAUGUUGAUAUUUGUCACGUUUUUGGAUGAAUCCUUGACGGAACAUUAAAUGUUCUAAACGCUGCAUGAUUUGUAUAAAAAAUUGUUUUUUCGAGAUAUUUUAUGAUGAUGUAUCUUGUAUAUGGUUAUCUGUUUCUCUUUGAUUUUUGUACCAUAUUAACAGUAGAAAAGUGACUGUUUGUUUUUACCAAAAGUGUAUAUUAAUGCUUCGCUUUAUUUACUGCUUACUGUUCGCAUUCUCCGACUGUAUAACAGUCACUGCUAAUGUGCAGAUUUGAUCUUAUAGAAACCACUGAAUGUGCUAGAAAUGGUUACAUUAAAAUGACGGUAAAUAAUAUAUUAAAUAUAAUACAACAUCAAAUCUGGUUAAAUUUAUAAACAAACAAUACAAAUUUACGAAAAUAUAAUACUGUAAUAUUGGGUUGGAUUGAAAUCAUUGAAUUUGUAGGUUGAUUGUAUUUGUUGUAGUAUCUUAGUGUUAUGUAAACACAUAUAUUUUAUCUUUUUAAAGAUCAUUUUAUCAACCGAUCUUAUGUCAACUAUGCCAUAGCUAUAAAACCCUGAGUUGAUAGUUAUAUGUACGCCAUAUCUUUUUUUAGGAAUGCCACAGUGUAAUGGUAGUUUGCUAAUAAUUCAGCUUCCCGAGAUAAAAUGUGCCAUAUUUGAAAUAAAACACCCCCACAAAACCAAGAAAUGUUAAAAACAAAAAACUGUAUUAUCACCAAUUUUACACAUUGAUUGUUAAUGACCAAUACCUGCAAGUACAAAGAUGGUAUUCGGUACUUCUGUGUAUAAUGUUGACUAUUUCAUUUUGAACUCAUAGUUUGUAUGUAUAUUGUAGCUCCAUUUUAGUUUUUUUCUCCCACCCAUCAUCCGAUAUGUACCCCUGUUAUUUCCGUACACAUUUUUAGAGAGGCCAUAGUUAUCCUAAACACUCGCUGUUCAAAGAAAACAUAACAUGAAUUUGACUUUUACUUUGUUAAGCACUGCCUUUAAAAACUUGAGAUGAAUCAAUUGAUUCUGACCAGCACUCAGCAGCCGAGGGACGCCAGUUAUACAAGGUGACAGUUGCCAGGAAAUUCAAUGUGUCAUGUAGAACAUAAACAAACGCCCUGCAUGUCUUUGACAUGAAAAAAAAAGCUCGUCACCUUAAAUGUGCCAUGUAAACAAACCAGAGGUGCUAUUCAGUUUUUAGGGCUCAAUUUAUCCUUGACUUACAAAGGUUGUAAUUUGAAUAUGUGUUUCCAAGCUGUUUUUUACCAGUGUUAUUUUGUGCCAUAAUCGCAACUUUGACGAAGAGCAGAAGUAUCAAAGCCUUGUAUAGCUGGCAAUCCUAGAGGUGUUAUUUGAUUGGAUAUAAAAGUAAGAAUACACAGAAUAUUUGACAAUGUGUUGCUAUUACCACCAUGCAGCUAAGUUGUGCUAUAUUAAAAUGUGCUACAAGACAUUGUCCACUGUCUGCAUGCUUCGAUUGUGAAUAACGCUUAAUUUUAUCUUUUUGAUACAAUUUUUUUGUAUUUCCAAUUUGUACAAAUUCUAAUGUGUCCUAAAUAUGGUUGUAUACUGUAUACAUUUGUGAACAAUUUUAAUCAUGAUAAAAAAGACAGUGGACAAAUGUGUAUAUUUAGAUGACAGUUGUAUUUUAUGCUUAUUUUUGCUUUUGCUAGAAGGGACAUAACUAUAUAUUUGGGAAUUUCAUUUGCUUAUUGUGUCUGUGUCAAUGGCUUGCUAGAUGUCACUCUUUAAGAGGGCUUAAUAAACGCAGAACUCAUAUAUUCUCUAGUUGAAAAUGUCUGCCCUGCUUCCUCAUUUCUCUGCAUGACCUUUUACCCCAACAUGGCCUGUAUUUGACCUUGACCCAGUGACCUAGUUACACCUGAGUGACCUUCAAUGUCAAGCACAUUGGCCAAGUUCGAUACCCGAGUCAACAUUACAUAACACAGGAAGGGAUUUUCUUUCUUCUUCAAAACUAACUGCUUUAUUUCCUUUCAAUUAAAAAAUUAACACCUUUUCCUCUGGAUAUAGACUUGCACAUCCAUGAAUGCGACAGUUGAGGAGACCUCAGACCUCUAUUGUUUGUGCAAAAGAAUGAUUUAUUGGUGUGCUAAGUAUUGCUUUCUUAGCGUAACAGUAGUUUUAUUUCAUGCUGCUUAAUUGUAUUUUAGGGAUUGCUCUGAAAUCAUAUGUCUUUUAAGUAAAACUUGAAAUCUCAAAUGUAAGGAAGCUCAAGGUAUCUUAAAAUUACUGAAAAACAGAAGUAGUUUAAAUGGCAUUUAGGAGGUGGUUGGUUUUCACGAUAUUCUAAAAUGCACCUAACCAAAAAUGCACAGAUCUAUGUGGACCACAACUUUUUCAAUAUCUUUGCAAUUUUUUUUUGCGAAUACUAAACCCAAAAAGCAAAUGUACCUUUGACAAACCAUGUAGAGAUCCCGUAUGUGUGACAGUACUGUGCAAUUGAACGAGAGGACGUAACCAUGCUUGAAUCUGAUACACAUGCUAAACGCUGCAUUUUGUUUUAUUUGCGUAGCAAUAUCCUUGCACUGAUCCUGUAGCAACACAUUCAAAAUAAGUCGUAUAUAAGAUAUCUCAAGCAGAAAUAUACUUUAUUUUAUUAAUGAACAUUUUUUGAAUCGGACAUAAAUUAUUAUCAGACAUUGUAGGAAAUUCUAGAACUGAAAACCACAGAUGAAAAACAAUAUUGUAGUGCAUAAAAUAUCUUUUUGAGAACUUUAAUGUGUAACAAGUUUUAAUUUCAGUUUGCAGAAAACUACAGAUGGAAUAUGAUAUUUUUUAGCCCAUUAAAUCUUUUUUUUUUAAACUUUAUAUGUGAAACAAGUUUCAUUUAAGUCUGAAGAAAACUACAGAUGAAAUGCAAUAUCAUAGUGCAUAUAAUUUCUCUAGAACUUUGUAUGUGUAACAUCAGUUUUAAUUGAAGUUAAUUUUCCCGUUUUCCUCAUUUAAAUACAAGAUGUGUACCAGAUGCCUUGUAUGUGCUAUAUGCUAUCAUUUAUCUUUCAUGUAUAGGCGCUUACGUUUAUUUUGUCUGAUGUGAGAAUCUACAAAAAUGUCCCUAGCAUAAUUUUGAAGUUGCAUCGCACAAAUAACUUGCUUUAAAAGCAUUUUUCUGUCAGUCCCUUCGGACUAUAAACUACGAGAGCUUUUCUGAACAAUUUCAUGAUAUAAACUUCGAUGUAACAAGAUCUCCGCUUUGUAAAAAUUAUGCAGCUGAUGUACAAUAGUAGGAAGUUGAAGCAGAUGGCAUGUGAUUGAUAUCAAAUUCCAUCCAAAGCUGUAUAAUUUUUAUCUUUUACUAAAAUACAUUUGCAGGAAAAAUUACCAAUAUGCUCUGCUUCAAGUUCAAUAUUUGCCUUGCAAUUUUUUCUGCAAAUAUAUUUGUGUGAACCAGCAUAGUGAAAUUAUGAUUCUGAGGUUUUACGGUUUCCAUAGAAACGGUGGCUUCAAGGUCAUAGUUUAUUUACUUCUGUAAGGUCUUUCGAUUAUUUUUUUGUUUAAUUGUCACUAAGAUGGUGCUAAGUCUUAAAAUGAUGGUGAAGAAAAUUUGCAGAGACGUAUAAAACAUUUGAUGUUUUCAAUAUAUUGUAUGUGUGUUAGUUAAAAAAUUAAACUUUUGUUCUCCA
This is a messenger RNA of Mya arenaria, 10477 nucleotides long. Its product is annotated as muscleblind-like protein 1. Lineage: Eukaryota; Metazoa; Mollusca; Bivalvia; Myida; Myidae. Gene Ontology annotation, molecular function: metal ion binding. The transcript has 12 exons. Bases 739 to 1992 code for a protein of 417 amino acids. The record is from RefSeq and is a predicted model, not a curated record.